Messenger RNA from Botrytis cinerea B05.10, 1225 nucleotides. RefSeq lists its product as hypothetical. Lineage: Eukaryota; Fungi; Ascomycota; Leotiomycetes; Helotiales; Sclerotiniaceae. The transcript has 3 exons. The record is from RefSeq and is a predicted model, not a curated record. Bases 119 to 1045 code for a protein of 308 amino acids.
GAAUCUUAUAAAACUCGCAAUUCCUUUCUCACUAUUCUAUGUUCGCGUGGCGACUGAUAUAUUCUCAAAAUUAUCUCUCUAUUUUUGUCGCUAUCCAACACGACGCCAAUCAAUCAAAAUGGAUCCUACCGUUGAGACCAAGCCAUGGCUUACUUUCCUCGACAAAGAAGCUUCCAAUACUUCUGCCCAGGAUUUCGUACCAGAUGUCGCAAACAUCUUGAAAAAUUACCUCAUAUCCAAGACUGAGAACAAUAAUGCUUUAGAAACUGCCAAGAAAAUCGACAGUUAUUCAGUACCCUCACCAUACAUGCACCUGAGCUCCGUGUACUGGAUGAUAUUCGAUACUGCGGCAGUCAUACCUUACAAUGACGCUACGCAGGAGAAGCUUCUGAAUCUUCUGAUUGAGAUGUUAAGGCUUCCUCGGAGAAAGUUUGAGACGCAGGCUGGAGAGAUCGCCGAAGAACGUCCUAUCUAUUAUGAAGAAUUCUUCAAUAUCUUCAACGAAAGCUGGAAUGCGAGACAUGUGGACGAGUUGGAUUUGGACACCAAAACCCAAGAUGAAUAUACCCAAGCAUGUAUUGAGUGGGUCAACAUUUCCGCAUUUUUUGCUCGCUGUUAUUCUGCCGGUCUGGAGAAAGAUAGUGCUUCUGCAUGCAAGUUUCCUGAAAAUGAUAUUCCUGAAGCUUUAGAGUCGAAAGACAGCUAUGUGCCCGGAAUCGACACGGACUUCAGGGUUAUGGUGGCGACACAAUAUAUUGUCAUUGCUGGGGAUAAGAUAAUGAAGGUAUCAGCUAAAUUUUGGGAAGGGCAUUCUGACGUGUGGGAGAAGAAAUUGCAGGAGCUAGAGGAUUGGUAUGAGAAUGGCUUCCCAGAAGUCAUCCCUCGUUACGAGAUACCACCUGGUGAGAAAGAACUCAUUGGCACAGGGGAUUUAGGAAUGGAUGUUUUAUCAUCUGUGAAAGCUGCAAGCAAAAAGUUGAAGGAAAUGCAAGGAGUCCUCAAGCAGGAAAGCAAUGAAGACUUAGCUGAGGGAGAGGAUGAAUAAGUCACGAGAUGGACUUGGAUCCUUGAUAGAAGUAAACAACAAAUUCCUGAACCGCAAUGCUUUGGCAAAGAUAUUUUGGGCAUACUAGCGAUGAGUAUAUAUAAAAAUUAAUCUAUUUACAAGAAAUAUUUGAGAAGAGGUUAGAAGCAUAAAGCUAAUUCCUAAAUCAUAAAGGUAUCA